This is a messenger RNA of Meleagris gallopavo (turkey), 1741 nucleotides long. RefSeq names its product ankyrin repeat domain 1 (gene ANKRD1). The record is from RefSeq and is a predicted model, not a curated record. Lineage: Eukaryota; Metazoa; Chordata; Aves; Galliformes; Phasianidae. Gene Ontology annotation, molecular function: RNA polymerase II-specific DNA-binding transcription factor binding. Gene Ontology annotation, biological process: regulation of transcription by RNA polymerase II. Gene Ontology annotation, cellular component: nucleus.
GCCACCGUCACCCUCCUGACGCCCCCCGCUUGGUCUCGACACUAGAUCUGGCUAGUUAACAUGUCUGGAAUGAGCGCAAGCCUACCUCCCAGCUGGCAAGUCUUCAGGCGUACUUGGAUUCCAAGGUUGGAAGAUUAUCUCAUUCAAGCAUAGCUUUCCCAACGAUAUAUAAGCAAAGCUAGCGUGGUGGUCCCAGCAGAGCCAGCUUGAGCAUUGGGAGAUUCAUCCACAGGGGAGUACAGCCUUCAAACACUGGCAAACAUGAUGAUGAUGAAAGUAGAAGAUCUGGUGACUGGGAAGAAAACUGAUGAUAAAGAUACUGGCAGCUUCCUCCCUGAGGACUUCAAAACUGGAGAGUAUGAAGCUGCCGUAAAAUUAGAGAAGCAAGAUGACCUAAAGACAGCCUCCGAUCACCUACCAACCCAAGUAGAUAUGGCUCCCGGGAAGCAGAAGAAACAUGAGGCAGAGUUGAAGAUCAAAAAACUACAGGAGAGAUCAAAACUCGAAAACUUGGAGGACCUUGAAAAAAUUAUUCAGCUGAAGAAGAAGAAGAAAUGCAGGAAAGUGAAAGCUCCCCUUUUAAAGGAACCCGAACCAGAAGUUAUUACAGGGCCAGUGGAUAUAGCCAUGUUCUUCAGAGCUGCACUGGAGAAUAAGUUGCCAGUAAUUGAAAAAUACUUGUCAGACAAAGGGGAUCCCAAUGUCUGUGAUGAGUACAAGCGCACUGCAUUGCACAGGGCAUGCUCUGAAGGACAUCUAGAGGUGGUCAAGAAGUUGGUGGAAGCUGGAGCCCUGCUAGAACUGAAAGAUAUGCUUGAAUCUACUGCCCUGCACUGGGCAUGCCGGGGAGGAAGCCUGGAUAUUGUGAAAUUCUUACUGGACAAAGGAAUAAAUAGAAAUGCAAGAGACAAGCUGCACAGCACCCCUCUGCACGUAGCUGUGAGAACAGGGCAGUACGACUGCGCCGAGCACCUCAUUGCCUGCGAAGCAGACCUCAAUGCCAGAGACAGAGAAGGUGACACGCCGAUGCAUGAUGCUGUCAGGCUGAACCGCUACAAAAUGGUCCGGCUUUUGAUUCUCUACGGGGCAGAUCUUACCAUUAAGAAUGGCGAUGGAAAAACCCCUAUGGACCUCGUUCUUCAGUGGCAGAAUGGCACUAAAGAGCUGUUCAACAAUCUGAAGAACAACUCCUAUAAGAGCACCCAUCUAAACAAGUUUUGAAGAGACAAAAGCCAGACUGCUCUCUUUUUGCUGCUUUUAAAUGCUUCGCGUGAUCCUGGAGGAAAAUAGCCCUGAACAUACUAUAUUUAUUGAAGAUAUUUAUUGUACUAAAUUAUUUGAAAUGCCUUCACUGAAAACCACAAAUCAGGCAGAUUGAGCAUUAAGUUUCCACUGGUUUUAAAAUAGCUUUAUUUAUUCCUAUUUAUUUUAAAGGUAAUUUUUAAUGAUUCUCAUUAUUAUUUUUUUUUCAUAGUUUUAAAUUGCAAUGCAAUCUUUGUCAGCAACAUGAGCCAUUUUGUCUUGAUGGCACUAUUACCGUAGCAACUUCCAUCAAGCCUUCUCACAGUUCUCAAUAGCUAAUAUUUACAUUUGCUGCCAUGCCUCUGCAAAAUUCUCACUUUCAGAAAACUAUUUUACAUGAGUGGUGGUACGUGGAAGAGAAAAAGAAUAAUGGAAGAAGGUCUGCUGAGACCCCAAAUGGAUUUAAAGGAAUAGUUAAGUAAUGGGGUUUACACAUGCU